UGCGACAAGCAGACAGAUCGAAAAGCUGAUGACUGAGAUGCCGGGAUAUGAAAGAAGACGAAGAAAGACGUUGUGAUCGAGCGGAAGCACUUGCUGAGAAACUGGGGCUGUCCCGCGGCCAGCUAGUGGUUAGACGUCGGCCAGCAGCAAGGGAGGAGCCGGCAUGUCCGACAGCGACAACCCCGCUCCAGAGGCUUGCGGUGCGGAAAGCCCAGAGUCAAGGGCUCUUGCUUUGCCUACGUCCACGUUCAUUUCUGCAUCGGCGGUGGCUCAUCUGUUAACGUGCCUCGUUUGCAUCGACUUCGUUCUGCCGCCCUUCGUGCAGUGCGAGAACGGCCACCUGAUGUGCUCGCGGUGCCGAGAGCAGCACGACCGCUGCGUGGCCUGCUUAAGCCCCAUCGGCAACGUCCGGAACCUGGCCUUGGAGCAUGUGGUCAGCAUGGCGCUGUUCCCGUGCGAGUAUUCGGGCAAGGGCUGUCCAGCGCUGCUGGCCUACCCGGAGAAGCCCGGACACGACGACGACUGCCAGUACACGCCGUGCCGGUGCCCUGCAGGUCCCGAAGGGUAUUGUGCGUGGCGCGGCCUCCUGAAAGAUGUAAUGACCCACCUGAAUCGCUCGCACCGGGGUAUAGGUACCCUCAAAGGAGAGACCAUAGUUUUCCGAGCGGUGAGGAUCGAAAGGCCUGCACCCAUCCUCUGGGUAACCCGACAGUCGUGCUUGGGCCACCACUUUCUUGUGGCGCUGAAAAAGGAAGAGAAUCGCGGCCGCCACCAGUUCCUUGCCGAAGUGCGGCUGGUCGGCUCCCGCAGGCAGGCCGACAACUUCAUCUACCGCCUCAAGUUGGCCAGUCCCGCGCGAACGCUCACCUGGGAAGCCCCGACCCGCAGCGUCUGCGAUUGCGUCGACGGGGCGGAUAUGAGCCACGGCUGUCUCGUCUUCAAUGACUGCAUCGCCCAGAGGUUUGCCUACCAGAUGGUCCUCAGCAUUCACGUCACCAUCUGGAAGCCCUGAUUCUACGUACUGGGUGAACUAUAUACUGUCGCACUCAGCGCU
Rhipicephalus microplus (southern cattle tick) is the source of this 1054-nucleotide messenger RNA. RefSeq names its product E3 ubiquitin-protein ligase SIAH1. Lineage: Eukaryota; Metazoa; Arthropoda; Arachnida; Ixodida; Ixodidae. Gene Ontology annotation, biological process: proteasome-mediated ubiquitin-dependent protein catabolic process; multicellular organism development. The record is from RefSeq and is a predicted model, not a curated record. Gene Ontology annotation, cellular component: cytoplasm. Gene Ontology annotation, molecular function: zinc ion binding; ubiquitin conjugating enzyme binding; ubiquitin protein ligase activity.